Physeter macrocephalus (sperm whale) is the source of this 1209-nucleotide messenger RNA. RefSeq names its product keratin 40 (gene KRT40). The transcript is spliced from 7 exons. The record is from RefSeq and is a predicted model, not a curated record. Gene Ontology annotation, molecular function: structural molecule activity. Gene Ontology annotation, cellular component: cytoskeleton. NCBI's taxonomy places the organism in Eukaryota, Metazoa, Chordata, Mammalia, Artiodactyla, Physeteridae. Gene Ontology annotation, biological process: intermediate filament organization; epithelial cell differentiation.
AUGGCUUCUGACUAUUCCUCUACUUGUUGCUGUUCUGAGUCGGGUGUCAGGGCUUCUGAUUGUGCACUUGCUUCAACCUGUUCUGUGGAAACCACUUGUCUCCCCAGUGCCUGUGCUACAUCCAGAUGCCAGGCCCCCAGUUUCCUAUCGAGGUCUCACGUGCCAACGGGGUGCCUCGCGCCGUGCUGCUUUGCUGGGAGUUGUAAUGUUCCGUGUUUGGUGGGGAACUGUGCCUGGUGUGAGGAUGGCAUGUUCAACAGCAACGAGAAGGAGACGAUGCAGUUUCUGAAUGACAGACUCGCCAAAUAUCUGGAGAAGGUGCAGGGGCUGGAGGAGAUGAAUGCGGAGCUGGAAUGCAGGAUCCGAGAACAGUGUGAAGAGCAUAUCUUGUGUACAAAGGCAGAGAAUUCUAGAGUUGCUGUACAGCUUGACAACUGCAAACCGGCUGCCGAAGACUUCAGGUCAAAGUACGAGUCUGAACUGUCUCUUAGCCAGCUGGUAGAGAAUGACAUCAGUGGCCUGCGUGGGAUCCUGGGUGAGCUAACCCUGUGCAAAUCCAAUCUGGAGGCCCAUGCGGAGUCUCUGGAGGAUGAUCUCCUUUGCCUUAAGAAAAACCAUGAAGGGGAGGUCACCGUGCUUCGUGGACAGCUGGGUGACCAACUCAGUGUGGAGCUAGACACUCCCCCCAUCAUGGACCUCAACAGGGUCCUGGAUGAGAUGCGUCAUCAGUAUGAAAUCGUGCUCACCAACGACCGCAGAGAUGUGGAAGAAUGGUUUGCCGUUUAGACAUAGGAACUGAAUCAGCAGUAGCUGUCCAGCGCAGAGCAGCUGCAGGGCUGCCAGACGGAGAUCUUGGAACUGAAAUGCAGGGCCAAUGCUCUGGAACUUGAGUUUCAAGCACAGCAAAGCCUGACAGAAUCUCUGGAAUGCACCGUGGCAGAAACCGAGGCCCAGUACAGCUCCCAGAUGGCCCACAUACAGUGCCUGAUUGAUAACGUGGAGAAGCAGCUGGCCGAGAUCUGCUGCGAUCUGGAGCGGCAGAACCAGGAGUAUGAGGUGCUGCUGGACACCAAGGCCCGGCUGGAGUGUGAGAUCAACACAUACUGGGGGCUGCUGGAGAGCGAGGACUGCAGGCUUCCCUGUAACCCAUGUUCUGCAACAAGCACGUCAAACAACACUUGUGAGCCAUGCUUGGCAUACAUAAUUUGA